UUCAUGUGUAAUAAUAUUACUACUGGCAACCCCGGGUGUCGUUGUGUUAUGGAAGAUGUCACUCACUAGAGCUCUGGUUACAAGCGCAUUCAAAACAAGACCGUGGAAAAUCAUAAAUGUGUCUUCAGCAAGACUGAGAGCUUUGCAGACAUGUCAUGAGUCCCCCCUUGUCUCCUCCACACUGUGUUAUAGCAGCAGCUCAUCGCAGGGACAGCAGCUCUUCUCCAGUCCCACUGACCAUAAAGUACAUCUUAGUGAUGCAUGUGUCAAGAGGCUGAGUGAAAUCAUGCAGAAGGGAGAAUAUCUGAGGAUACAGGUGGAGGGUGGAGGCUGCUCUGGGUUCCAGUACAAGUUUUCUGUGGACAUGGUCAAAAAUGAUGACGACAGGGUUUUUGAACAGGACGGUGUGGCCGUGAUUGUAGACGAAGACAGUAUGGAGUUUGUAAAAGGAGCAACGAUCGACUUCAGUCAGGAGCUCAUCCGCUCCUCCUUCCAGGUGCUCAGGAACCCGCAGGCAGAACAUGGCUGCUCUUGUGGCAGCUCUUUCUCUGUCAAAGCCUGAAACAUAUUUGUGCACCAUAGACAUGUACAGCAGUGUCUUUCAGUCCCAGUUCCUCAUUUUUUGGUCUUGAUCUUGUGCUAGAGGAAGUUAGAGGAGCCAAAUCAGGUUUUUAUAGCACACGUGGAGUUGAGAACAAGAAGUGUUUUUUGUUUAUGUUUAUGCACACGCAAACACAGCAAUAGAACCAAAGCAGUUUGAAAAGUUGCUGUAUUACAGUAUGAUUUGAAGCUGUAGUCAUUUAAUAUGCCUGGACUGUUUUUGAGCUCACGAAAAUAUCUUUGCAUGCAGGUUGUACAUACAGAUUGUAAAUAGGAUAUAAUAAAAUAAAUAUAUUACCUGA
Messenger RNA from Clarias gariepinus (North African catfish), 902 nucleotides. It is a transcript of the gene isca2, whose product is annotated as iron-sulfur cluster assembly 2. Gene Ontology annotation, cellular component: mitochondrion. The record is from RefSeq and is a predicted model, not a curated record. The coding region runs from base 56 to 562 and encodes 168 amino acids. Gene Ontology annotation, molecular function: 2 iron, 2 sulfur cluster binding; 4 iron, 4 sulfur cluster binding; iron ion binding. Gene Ontology annotation, biological process: iron-sulfur cluster assembly. NCBI's taxonomy places the organism in Eukaryota, Metazoa, Chordata, Actinopteri, Siluriformes, Clariidae. The transcript has 4 exons.